ACUUUGAUCAAACAGCAGUCUCGAGCUGGUUUGAAUGAGCGGCGCGAGGAGCGCGCGGAGGAGAGCGUGUGGAGACAUCCUUGUGUCCAGGACGCGCGCCUUUACUCCACGCGCAGAACACCAUGCUGGAACCCAAGUUUUCACCCGCGCAAUGAAUCCCGUAAACGAGACCAGAGUCGGUAGAAGUGUAGACUUGCAUCACCCCCUGUUUGCUGCUGAAACCUACAAACUUCUGGCUCUGACCAUCGGCACCAUCGGGGUGUUCGGCUUCUGUAACAACGUGGUGGUCAUCAUCCUCUACUGUAAAUUCAAGAGGCUCCGCACACCUACCAAUCUGCUCCUGGUCAACAUCAGUGUGAGUGAUUUACUGGUUUCUCUCAUCGGAAUAAACUUUACCUUUGCUGCCUGCGUUCAAGGCGGAUGGACCUGGAGCCAGGCGACAUGCGUGUGGGACGGCUUCAGCAACAGCCUGUUCGGUGAGGACCGUCAAAACUAUAUUUAUCUUUAAACCAGCCUCUAUGUAUCAAGAUGAAUCCAGUAUUAUUCAAUAUAAACAGAAAUGCCAAAAUUUAAUCAGCCUAUUGUUAUCCAUUAUACGUUUUAAAUGUUUAAAGUGCAAGUAAUUCUUAUUGUUAGACGUUAAAAGUGCAUAUUUGACAUUGAACUACUCUGUCUGUUUAAUAUAGUCAAGCUUACUUGUCUAAAACUUCUAAAUAGUGUUAUUGCAUACACUAUAUAUAAACCUAUAGUCAACACUGUUUUCCAGUGUAUGAAAUGAAUAUCAUAUUUCUUCUCCCUGUCCUUACUUAUCAUAUCAGAUUUAUUUACACUUCUGUAGUAAUUACAAUCUUUAUUUAUUAAACCAUCAUCUCUAUCCCAAUGAUACUUCUUUAUACUGUCCCAUUGUGCUAUAGUUGAUUUAUUUUUAAUUAUAAAGAUGAAAUCGGUUCUUUCAUAUCGAGUUUUAUGUGUAAAUGUAUGAGACUCUUAAACACCACAUUAGUUCUGAAACAUUAGAACAAUGUCAUCCCAGAGUAACACCGGUACCAGUGUCUGCUGUAAUAACGCAAAAUGCUUAUCCACAGCACAGAUACUUGCCUUACAAGAUGAUACUGCACAUAAAAUAAUCCAGCUCUCAGCUGAACAUCACUUUGUGCACCCCGCUGCCCUCCUUUCUCUCUCACGAGGAGCUGCUGUUAAAUGUAAUGACCUUGAAUCCUCUCCAGUCACACAUCAUUUUCUCUUUGUUUAAGUGUCUUUUUUGCAAAGUGAGUUCAUUUUGCAGGUACUCACUUUAUGCAGACAACAACUUUUCACAUUUUACUGUAAGAUAAUUACCCUUUUUUUUGCUGUUCUAAGAGUGUAAAGCUGCAGCAAUGUGUGAAUUAACAGCUAGGGUCAGUCGUCAGGUCCCAACCAGCGGGAAUUGUAGCUCGGGAGGAUGGGGGUGUGAUAAUAAGCUCAUUAGAGUAAAACCCUUGAGGCAUUUGCUGCUUUAUCAGCAAAGUAAACGCAUUAUCGUCCUGUGAUUGUCUGUCCACAUGAUCUAAAGAACAUGUUUGCCUGCAUCACCGUGCCCGGCUUUGCUUCUCUGGUUUUCAUUACAGAGACAUAAACAGACGGCACAGCCUGAAGUUUCAUUAUCAUUUACAGGAUGUUCAAAUUUAAUUCCAAAGACAUGGGAAUGUCUGGUUUCUUCACUGACACUGAACAAAUAGGAUGCUGUUUCUUGGCCCCCUCUCUCUGAUGUGCCUGGCAGAUGAUGGAGAUUUCAAUUACAGAGGCUGCACAUCCUGAGGACUCUCCUACCCCUCCCUUAUUACCUCCCUUAUUACACAGGGUGCACUUAUGGGCUUAGAAAAAGGCCGACUUCAGCUGUGUGGGAUUUUCAUCAUGUCAAAUCACACAAUUUGGGGUGAAUAUAGCUGUGUGAAUGUUUUUUUUUUACAUAAGAAAGUGGUAAAAACUAAACUCAGGGAGACAGUAGAUUUGACAGCGCAUCAUUCUGAAGAUUGUAACAAGUUUGUUACGGCUGUGUGUUUGUUUUGCAUGUGUUUUUCCCCUUUUGUCUCUCCAUAGCUGCCCAGGUGAAAUCACUUGAGUGACAAUCAGACUCACCUGGUGCUGGGAGUCUAAAAGCCCAGAGCUGCCUGCAGUCUGGAGAGGCAUUUGGUGGGGAACUGCUGCCCUGCUGCCUCUCAUUUGUGUUGUGGGUGCUUUGUGUUUAGUUUGCAACUUUGUUGUUUUUUCACAAUAAAUCACGUGUUAAACUUUUGAAGGUGUUUUGGUUAAUUUGAUGGGUAAAAAGUUGAGGAUAGUUGUUAGCCCCAUAGGGCCGCCUUCAGGUGGGGCGUAACAAAUGGGGGCUCGUCCGGGAUCGAUCAUCCAUGAGGUUCUUUGAAGUUGUUUUUUUUCCUUUCGUAACUAGUGAUCAUAGUUUGGGUUUGUUAGUCUUCUGUUUCUGUCACGAUCAUUAGUAGUUGCUUUUAUUUGUAACUUCUGAGCACCCUGAUUAUUUAGUCGCCGGGCAGGGAAGAGCUUGCCACUUUUUUAUUUUGCCUUUCUUAUUUUUGGUGGUAAUCCUGAGGAGGGGGCACACUUAGGUGAUGCCUCGAGCUCGGCAAGCCACUGAAGACUAGUUAGGUAAGUCAGACAUCUUAAGCAGGUAGGGGUUGGGGUGACUCAUUUUGCUCUGAAAUUGUUUUGUUCUAUAGUACUGUUUUUGUUUUUGUGUGUUUCAGAAGACUACCCAUUUUUGCUUGGUCACUCUGGGUGAUAACAAUUAGGAUUUUGUGUGCAGUAACUUGUGUUGUGUGACCAUUCGUUGGUGGUAACUGCUCUCCACAUUUGGUGGGUCACGUGUGAGUUGCAUCUUAGGUGUAAGGUGGCAACAGUUGUGUAGUAGUGACUACUGUGUGACCAUUUUGUGUAGUGGUUUGCAGUCCACAUUUGGUGGGUCACUUGUGUGUUACUGUUUCGUAUACCUAAUUGUAUGUUCCGUUCGUUUGGCUUGUUGCCAGCCUUCUCACAGUAACUUGUGUGUCUUUUGAAGACUUGUGUCCAUUUGUGUUGUGGUGGUGGCAGUCACCUUUUGUUGGAUCUCUGUGUGCUGUUUGUGAAUGACAGCAGUGUUGUAGUUUUACUACUUUUGUUGAUCCGUUUGUGUGUGUGACUGUUCACUCCACUUUAGUGUUGGACAUCUGUUACUGUGUGUGGUAUUGGCAAAUUUAGUGUUUUGCUCUUUGUGUUUGUGUUAACCUCAUGGUAGUAGCCAUUUUGCUUUGUGGGAGUGGCACCCACUUAAUUGGCUGCUUUUGUGAUGGAUGCUCUUGAAUUUGGUUGCAGCAUCUUCCUUGGCCCUAAUUUAAGAUUGUAUUCCUCACGACCCAUUUAGCACCUUUUUGUCAGCAGUGGUUGUCUUCAGUUUUGGUGAACAGUUAAGGUUUUUUUUUAAGCUUGUGCAGUGGUGUGUGUUUUGUGACAAACAGCCUUGGUGAGUAACACCCAUUUAGUUAGUUCUUGUGUUAACAUAGUUGACGUAAUGCACUUUAAUUCAAUGAAUAAAUGUUUGUAUUAUUUGGGAUUUAUGGUGUGCAAUUGUGGUGUUUAUUUUUGCAGUACAAAUGAUUUAUUCAUUGUUUUAAGGGUGGGGGUGUUACGGCUGUGUGUUUGUUUUGCAUGUGUUUUUCCCCUUUUGUCUCUCCAUAGCUGCCCAGGUGAAAUCACUUGAGUGACAAUCAGACUCACCUGGUGCUGGGAGUCUAAAAGCCCAGAGCUGCCUGCAGUCUGGAGAGGCAUUUGGUGGGGAACUGCUGCCCUGCUGCCUCUCAUUUGUGUUGUGGGUGCUUUGUGUUUACUUUGCAAUUUUGUUAUGUUGUCACAUUAAAUCACUUGUUAAACUUUUGAAGUUGUUUGUUAAUUUGAUGGGUAAAAAGUUGAGGAUAGUUGUUAGCCCCAUAGGGCCGCCUAAGGUCUUUAGUUUUUAUUGCAAGAUAGAUUUUUUAACAAUUGGAUAUCAAAUAUCUUCAUAGGCUGCAUAUCUCUUAUGAGAUCUUAGUUGUUUUGAACUUCAUCUUGUAAACAGAAGAAAGGUUUUAGUCCCUCUCAAGCCCUGCCAAAGAGCACCAGAGAAAUAUUGAUUUGCUUUAUGCAAAAAUGUUUUGUUCAGGGUUAGAGUUAAUGUUGUAAUACAGAUCCACUUUUCUUAGUCAAAUAGAGGACACCAUGACGAACGCUAUAGGAAUUCUGUCCUAGAGAUGGAUUAUCAUUGUCAGGGGCAGCUUAUACUGCAGCCCCUCCUGAGUCUGAUGAGGACCCGAGCUGAAAACUCCAGUGUUGAAAAAUGAAGUCAGCGCUUGAGUGCAAAACACUGCAGUUCCACUAAUGUCCACUUGAGGCAGCUUCCAUGGAGGAGGCACCAUGAACAUCCACUUUAAAAGGGUUGUUUUUAUGAAAGAGUUUUAAAAAUGUACAGCCUGGAACAAAAACAGUUUUUGUGUUAAGUGGCUGAACUGUUCUUUUAUAACUCAUUUGUUUAAAAGACAUUAGAGCUAUGAGUUUUGCACAGAAUUGCAUGAUCAGGGGCAUGGUUGAGUGGACUGACAGGCAGAGUAUUGCAGCUAUUUGCCAGGUGGCUGAAAACCCGCCUCAUUCCAACUCCGCCUUUUUUUAGGUUGACCAAACUUACAACCACUAUCUUUGGGUUUUUUAACUUCUCUUUCGAAACCAAUGGUUAAAGUCACUGAGAUUGUGUGUUUUAGUCAGUCUAUGAGAAGAACACUUGAGAGAUGUUGCUAUUGCCUUUUGUGUGCCUGCUGAGUUUUUUUCUUUAUCGGAUAACUUUAAGGCCAUAAACUAAGAAAAGAAACAUGCCAGAUGUCUGUUUUUGACAGUUUUCUUAUAGGUCCCCUGGAGAGAGUGAAUAACAAGUUCACAUAAUAUAGUUUUUUUUUUUCAAUGUCUACUGGCUUUUUUCUGCACUUUUACUUGUUUUGAUCAUUUGGGGUGUUUAAGUUAAAGCAAAAAGCUUUGCUGUAGCUCGUGUCUUGGGCUGCAGCUCAGCUCCCAGCCCCUCUCAACAUCCUUUGACUUCUUAAAAGCAGUGGAGAAACUCUGAUUUUCAUGGCCACUCUGCUAUAUUCAGUGUUUCACAAGUUUAAAUCAUUAGAUUAUUUUGUUUUGAAAGGAAGCCGCCUGAAGGUAAUUUGGCUCCUGAUGAAAACUGAUGGCAGCUCAGCUAGCAGCCCCUCAUUAUGCUAUUUUUACCUUUAAGAUGACUCAUUUAGUAUUUUUCAGUGGUUUUUACGGUCUUUAUUCUUAAAAAAUCAAUAAGGGAGAACUUUUAUUUACAAUAGAGAACUACAGAUACUCUAACACACUAAAUACAGUCAGGAAUAAAGAUAAAAUAAAUCUACUAGAUGUUUUUUGGAAAUGUCUUCUCUUAACUUAAGUCUGAAUAGUUUGAAUAGAAAAAGGGAUCCAACAGCUCUUUCUGUGUCCUCUUGUUGUCUCUGCAGGGACAUGUUGACAUCUUGUUUUGUGUCUUACUAAGAUGAGGUUGGUGUCAGUGUGUCCGACAAACGCUGGCCACGGGGACCGCAGCAAUGAACUAUGGCAGUUCUGUCAGCGCCUGUCCGUCCACCCUGAAACCCGAGCAGGGGAGCUGAAAUGUGUCACUGCACUGUGUCUGUUCAGGGACACUUGUGUUGCUCCCUCUAAUCAAGAGAUUAAUGAACGGAGGUUAUUAUAUGAUUGUCAUUGGACUAAUCGACAGUUUAUGAGAUGGAAAAUUGAUUUUAGAUGGUUUACUGUGGCCCUGCCUUACAGAUUGGCUCUUUUUUUAGCAAAUGAUAUUCAGUUUUUGGGGUUAAAUACAUAAUCCAUUAGUUCAGAAACAUUUUACUUUGUGUGCAGAAAGCAGGCAGGUACAGGUCUCUUAGGUUUGUUUGUGUGUGUGUGUCAGAGUAAAGAGUCUCUUUGAGGUUUCAAGGAUUCAUGACAAAAGCUUAAAUGUGACGUGCAGAAUGCAUGAUGAAACUGGUCAGGUCCAAAUAGAUGCCGAAUAGCCACUGACCCAGAUCCUGCUCUGAUCACUCUGCAUUACUCAGCAUGUCUGUCUGCUCCCUCCCUCUCCUGCUGCCAGGCAUCGUUUCCAUCAUGACUCUGGCGGCCCUGGCUUAUGAGCGCUACAUCCGGGUGGUCCAUGCACAGGUGGUGGAUUUCCCCUGGGCUUGGCGGGCCAUUGCCCACAUCUGGCUGUACUCUCUGGCUUGGACAGGGGCUCCCCUGCUGGGGUGGAAUCGUUACACCCUGGAGAUCCACAAAUUGGGCUGCUCACUGGACUGGGCCUCUAAAGACCCAAAUGAUGCCUCCUUCAUCCUCCUCUUCCUCCUAGCCUGCUUCUUUGUGCCUGUGGGCAUCAUGAUCUACUGCUAUGGGAAUAUCCUCUACACUGUGCAAAUGGUAAGGCAUGUUUCUUUUCUCCUCUGCAUAUUUCAUUAAUAAUGAGUGAGUUAGGCGAAUAAACAGAAUGAAAUACACAGACUUAUAAAUGAAGGGCUGCUGCUGAUGCACGUUUGGGGAGAAGACAUUGUAGAUAAGUGGAAAGUAGAUAAAAACAGUUGUUUAUAACUGAACUGAAUAAACUUUAUCUGAGCAGCCAUUCCUUUUUAAAUGUUAUUCUAAAUUCAACAUGAUUGCUGUUUACAGCACACACACUACUUUACAUUUAACUCAUGAGCCUCCAUUGUGUGCCCCAUGAGUCCAGCAUCAGUGAUUGAAUAUGGAUGACUUGCUUCUAUCUCCAGCCACUGUAAAAAAAAGUGAAGCUAAAAUGCCUCACUCAAGUUCAUUGACAUAUUGCACUCAUUACGUAUUUUGAAUCCAAAGUUGGCAAAAAGGAGGUUAUCUGGUGGAGCUACAGUCUUGAAGAUACACUCCUUAUGCUAACCAAAACAUGUUUUACUUAGUAUAAAAAUGGCAAAGAUCCAUCAUCUCCUCAGCAGAAGAGAUUUUAUGUCAUGACUUUAUGUGCUGCUCUCAAUGCGCGUCUGAUACGAUGCUGCAGCGGAGUUGAUACGCGUCCUGUAUGUUUUGGUGCAUUGAUUAGAAUGGCAACCUAUUUGCUGCGUGAUACGCGAUGCUGCUGCCACGUUCCGAAUACACAUCCUGUAUGUUUUAGCCUUAAGACAACAUAAUCACUUGAAUUAAAAAAAUUCAGUGAAAGAAAUAACUUUAUAAACUUUGCUUAUUAACAAAACUUACUCAAUUCUCCUCUGCCAUUUCUAAUGAUGGUAAAGUUUAUGAUUUAUCCACAUCACCAGCCCUGUGACUGAAACUUUUUAGAAGAGAAAUCACUUCAAGGAAAGUGUUUUUGUCAUGCUUUUAUUUGGAUUUGUUUUUCUGCAUUUAGGUUGCUUUGUUUCUGCAUUGUAAAACUAAGCUUUUAUUUUGAAGUACCUGCGUCAUCUGAUCAUAAGUCAUGGAACUGACUGAGAAGAGUUAAAAGAACAAUUAGAAAGCAUUUAUUCAUUUGAUUAGUAACCUGACAAAGCAUGAGCUCUGAUGUUGUUUUAAGGUUCACAUUAAAUACUUGAAUAUCAGCUCUUAGAAGUCAGCCAGCAGAGGGAGCUCUAAAAGUUUCAGCUUUACUUCUAAGGAGCUUUGCCAUCCUUGUUUUUAUACAGAUUAAGGUCUAUACUGAAUCAGAUUUACAUUAACAAACCAUGUUACAGUCAGCUGUGAGCUCAAUAUCAGAUCAGAGAUAUAACUACAGGAGUUAAAGAGUUUGUCAUCUUGUCAUAUUUGAACUGUUUUUUAAACUCCCAAGUGAAGCCGAGUGUUACUGUGUGUUUGGGUAAAGGGCUCUGAAAUAUUCUUUGUCAUAUGUUAUUUGAUCAAGAUCAAUCUUCGUUUCCUGGUUUCUCUAAAGGUUACCAAACAGCUUAAAGUGACUCUUCACACCUUUUCACCCUGACUUCCAUCAUCUCUUAGUUCAAAUCAGCGUGAAGUAGCAUCAAAUUGCUUCCACUCCAUCUACUUUCCACAUUUAUCUGUCACCUAAACUAUGACUCACCUUUGAACUGCUUUCAGCACUUUUCCAAGACUACAGCACUGAGCUUAUGUACAUUUUCUCCACAGAGUUGAGUCAGAUGUAAAAUAAAGUAUUUAAAUUCUGAAUAUAAUGAAGCUAUUAUUACUUUGGCCUUGUGUGGAUACAGAGUCGGCAGAGUCCACCGGGGUUUUCAUUUUAAUGAAAAAUCCUUGACCCUCUCUGGCCAAGUGCUGCCCUUCACUCCUUUUUCAUUUCACCCUCAUUAUCAUAAAACACUUUGGUACCUUUAGGGCUGGAUCUGUACAGUUGGAAUAAUUGCAACGCUUAUUGUUCUUUAGAUCUGCGCUGAGCUUGGAAAGUACAGUGACAUAAGCAGGCUCAUGUUAAUUAUCCCUGCAGAAACACAGCUGAAAGUUAAUCUGGAGCCAAAAAUUCUCUAAUCUGUUUGCAGCUGUAUGGAGCAGAUGGCCACUUGAAUGUUUGAACAAAAUUGAGUGUCAGCAAAUGUGUGAAUGAGAAAAAGAUGCGAUUCUAAACAAAUGACCCAGAUUUCUGUCUGCAUCACAGUUUAGUGUUACAGCUUUGUUUUCUUGGUUUAGUAGUCACAACCUUGUGGGAAGUGUGAGCCAUAACUUACUGGGCUUUUUGAAUCACAACCUUCCUCAACACCUGUAAUCUCUGCCAAUGAUGCUGAGAACUUCAGUUAUGUUAGCUGGUGGGAAAAGAUCUAAAAGCUUAUCACACAGCAGAAAAUGUCAACAUAUUUUUCAGCCUGUUGUGUGUAGGCAAGCUCUGAAUUGAUAAGACCAGCAAACCUUAAAUUCCCUGAUAAACAUCAGUCAGAACCUGCCGCACUCAUACUGCAGUUAUGGUUGUCACUGUACCAGAUUUUUGGACUUAAACUGUUCUAUAAAAUAUCAAACAACAUCCAUUAUCCUGUCCAAUAUUGGAUAGGACAGAAAAUGGAAACAAGAUAAUCAAAAUGUAAUGAUUACUUUGCUGUCUGCUGUGCCACACUUGUUUUCCUUCAGUCUUAUGUUGUGAAUGGAGCGCACCUCACUUCCUCGCUUCACAGCAGGGGCUGUACUCUGCCCUUUUUCUCAGCUCUCACUCCUGCUUGUAUUGAGAGGCUAUAACAGGUCAUUGUGAACAGGAGCUCCAAUAGAUACCCAACAAAGUCUGGAAGAUGGAUGUUUCAAAUCAUAUCACUGCUGCACCAUCAAUUUCAACAGUACAAAUCAAAAUUACCAGACAGACACAGAUAGAAAGAGAAGCGUUAUGUUGUAUCACAAGGGAAAGGAGCAGGAGGAGCAGGGAACCUCUUGGGUGGUACUUGGUACUUGUGCGGUAAAAAAAACAAAAAAAACACAACAGUUGAUCAAAUAUGAAAUCAUUUUUCCCCCCAAAGUGUUUAGAAGAGUUUUCAGAUUUAUUUAUACAUGUUGUGUUAAAUCCACAUGUAAUGGCGUUAAAUAAAUGUGAUCUGAAUAUCAGUCAAAAUGAUGACGAUUAUGAUUUUUGACACCAUUGAGCAAUCCUGGUCUGCCCUCUUCUGUAAACUGAAAGCAUCAUUUUUUUUUAUUGCGUUGCUGUGUUUGGGAUAUUUCUCUGUGCCAGACUUUGUUUAGAAGUGUUGAGCCUACAGCACACAGUCCAGUGUUUCCCACAGGACGGGAAUCUAUUUGUGGCGGUGUGUGAUCACGGUGUGUGGUGAUCGACUCACAGAGCGGGGAUGGGGGGGGUUAAUUAAUCAGCUGUGUGAUUGCAGAGGACAACUCGCUAACUCACUAAUACUAGGCGUUGCCCAUUGGGCCGCAUAUACAGAUACAGACACAUACUGAGUCCAAGGAAGCGCCAAAAACCCUCUUUUGUAAUGUGUGGCGGCUUUUAUUUUGCAGUGGCGGUAUGCCAUGAUUAAUUACAUGUAGGAUAAACCAGAAGAAAACCUACAGGGGAACAGUUGACACCUCUGUCUUCCCUCUGCUCUCUGUCUGACUGAAUUAGGUACAGAUAUAACUUUUUAAUCUUUAGGGGAAGCCACAGAGAUUUCACAGCGUAUGUGUGAAUGAGACCUGUUAGUGGUGUUACAGCUGCAGAUAAAAGCUGCAGGUGUGACAGAAACCUGAGCAGAGAGGCACGUGUUGAGUGAAAGAUUAAUUCAGCUGCAUUUGUACAGAGUCUAGCACUUUCCUACAAGUUUCUGUAGAGUUGUGGAUGUGUUUAUCAGUUCUUUAUAGUUAAACUGUUGUAAAACAAUCCCAAAAUAACAUCUCACUGCUCAAAACCACCACCAUGCAGACACACCAAGAAGUCCACUCCUACCUCUUUUAAUGAAUUCCUCAGUCCCCUGCUCUUCACAGUGUUGACCCACGACUGCACACAACAUUCACUACCAACCACAUAGUGAGGUUUUGCAGAAGAUACAACUGUGGUGGGUCUAACCUCCAACAAGGAUGAGACAAACUACAGGAAGAAGGUCAGCCAUCUGUCCAUGUGGUACAGAAAUAACAAUCUCCUUUUAAAUGUGGACGAGACCAAGGAGAUUGUCCUGGACUUCGGAAGAGGCCAUAUCCAACACUGACCAUCAGUUCUGCUGUGGAGACAAUGUACAGCACCAAAUUUCUGAGGAUGCAAAUCAGUGAGGACCUUUCCUGAGCAGCCAACUGCACAUCACUGGCGAAGAAAUCCCAGCGGGGCCUCUACUUCCUCCGCAGACUGAAGAGAGCAAGAGCCCCACCCAUCCAUCAUGUGUUUACUGAGGAACCGUUGAGAGCCUCCUGACCAGCUUUGUCACUGUGUGGUUCAGGAGCUGCACAGAAAAGUACAGGAAAACAUUGCAGCGCAUAGUGCACAUAGUGGGGCAGAUCAUUGGUGUCUCACUUCUCUUCCUCCUGGACGUUUACAAAACCCGCCUCACCCGCAAAGCAGUGGGCAUUGCGAGGGACUCCAGCCACCCCCUGCACAGCCUGUUCAGCCUGUUCAGCCUUCUGGGAGAAAGUACUGGAGCCUCCAGGCCUGCUCUACCAGACUUAUGAACGAUGUCACCCACCCUGUCACCUCCCCCUCUCCCCUCCCUGUCACCUCCCCCUCUGUCCCCCCAAACAUUAGACUCUGAACCCCCUCUCAACCCUUUCUGGGCACAUAGUAUUUGCACCAUAAAAAACUUUGCUGCCACUGUCACAGAAUCACCUGGUUCUGUAUUUUGCACAUCUUUGUUUUUUGCACUACAACUCCACUUUUUACAUGAAUGCUUACUGUUUACAUGCUCUUUACAUCAAAGAAAUACUGCAGACUGAAACCACCACCGAAAGAUAUACAGAGUAGAUCUGUAUAUCUUUAAAAUCAUUUCACUGCAUUUCCACACUGUGGGUUGGAGAGAAAUGUCUUUUUCGAUUCCUGUGUGUGUCCUCACAUACUGCAGUAACUUCAGAUAAAAAGCUCAAAUCUGGUUUGGGUAAAUUUGUCACACUUGCUUGACCACAGCUUCUGUCUUCCAUUCACUUGAGGCAGCUUUUGGUUAAAACAUGACUAAAAAUCUGUAGUUUUCUGUAGCUUGCAUGAAUGUUACCCACAUUAUACAUGUUUGAAAAUUAUACGUCCUGUUUGAACAAGAACCAAAGUAUUGAAAAUGUUGACAUUAUAGCUGUGAUAAGACCAAUCCUGGUGUUAGACAACAUCCCAUUGGUCUCCACAUGAUUUGAGACUUUUGACAGUCCAAAUAAGUUUUGGCAUGUGUGAAUAAUCAGAUCCUCAUUCUUUUGAAUUCAAAUUAUUAUUCAUACAUCCAUGCAUACAAGGAAAAUUCAAUAUUCUUUAAACAUUAACACUGAAGCUCCAAUUCAAAUAGGUUGUUGUUGUUGUUGUUGUUGUUGUUGUUUUUUUUUAAAGUGUGAAUAAUUUUGACUUGAAAAGUGAAAAUGCAUUUAAAAAAUGAAGUGCAUGUGGAUAAAUUAUAUCCUGAAGUCUGACUAGUGAACACUUAAGUUCCCUAAAACUAAUUUGAUCAACAAAUUAUGUGUUGUUGAAUAAACAAAUAUCAAUUCUGCUCAGGAUGGAACACAUUAUCAGGCUUUGCUAUCCAGGCUGAUGCUGACCUGCCUGAAAAUUCCCCCAGUUUAUAUCUGAAAACAGCUGAGAAGGUAUAAGGAAAGGGUGUUAUGAAAACUGCAGCACAUAGAUAAAAAAAGAAGUGGUGAAUUCAUUAAAGCAGAUGAAAACUUGGAUUGAUUCAGUCAACGGCUGUGCACCAACCUGAGGGAGUCUAGAAACAGUAAUAUGUUAUUCACUGUCUCAUCACUUCAGCUGGAGUAUUACACUAACCUACAGAGUCUGCUGCUGAGGUAUCACUGCACUGUUUCCAUGAGCUGUGCCGGCCAAAGUUAAGAAAUAAUUAAAUACAUUUAAGAUAUUUACACACAGAGGUACUCUCAAUGGCGAGAGUCUCUCUCCGUCACUUAAACUGCUUUUACUAACAAUCUUAAGUUAUAAAAUAUUUGUUGGCUAAAAACAAGUAGAAGCUGAAUUGAUUCCUCCUGGUGUGACUGUUUUUUGCACCUUAAAGAAUCUACUGACUCACUUUAUUGCAGAAACACAAUCCUUUAUGCUUUGUGUUUUUGUGUGAUAGUAUAGUCAUCAAACACACCAAACACUCAAACUGCAAAGCAAACUGCUUCUUUAUACUUUCAUAUUAAAAAAGCUGAUGACAAUAGUAACUUAAUACAUGAGCUUUAUAACAUAACAGCACAACAACCCAAGAUGCACUAUGGUAAAUUACACCCAGGAGAGAGAUUAAAAGUCCCUUAUUUAAAGCCAAGAUCAUCAUUCACAAAGCAAUGCAGGAGCAACACCAUGGCAGGCAAUAAACCUCUAAUCAUCAUUUAUUGCUCAUAAGGUUUUUAGAAGGCGCAGGAUCAUCUGAAAGGACUCCACCUCUGCAAAACAAACAAGUUAUAGAAGAUCAUUGUAAACACGGAAACAGCUAAGGCUUGUUCUCAACAGUCCUCAGUUUAGCAUGGGGGCUGUGAGCUGAGCUGUCAUCAGUUUUAGCUUACUACUUCAACUUCAACUUUAUUUCAUUUAUAUGGCACUUUUCCUACAAGUUGUAACACAAAGUGCCUUACAAAGCAUAAAAAGAAAAUUAAACAUUAAAAUCCCCAAGAAAACCCCAAACCUCCCACCCGCACAAUUAUACCCAUACACACACCCGUGAACAUAGACAUACAUUUCCACACACACAACUUCACAUACACACGCACCUACACAGUUCGCAGCUGAUGGUGAGGAGACAUGACUGGGCACUGAGAUCUGAGGUGAGGAAGACGCUACCUUUGGGGGCCACGUCGACCGGGAGGCAUCCUGGCCCAUUGCUGCAGGGGGCGCCGUCACAGGGACCACCAGCCCGGGCAGACAGGAGGCUCCGCACUAAGGUGUAGAGCUCUCUGGUUCCACCCGGGCCAGAGCUGUCCCCAGAACGGCGCCCCCACCAACAGACCAGAACCCGCUCCCGGUGAAGCAGCCCCCAGGAUGAAACACUGGAAAAACUGAGGGACUAAAAGAAUAAAAUAAGACAUAAAAGUAUAGAAACUAAAACUGAAGGAAUAAAACUGUAAUCGCUAAGACAGAACCAGUAAAUAAUGUAAGAUAAAAAGAUUCUGUGCACUGUAAAACACGCCAGACUAAAAUUAAUAAUAAAAUUGAUAGAUUGAAGUAUAAAAUAGAACGGUAAUAAAAAGUGUUAGAUAGUAAAACAAUAAAAGUGAGCAUAAAAGGGGUUAAAAGAGUUAAACUAGUCAAUUAAAAGCCUGAUUAAAAAGAUUACUAACUCACUAAUUUCUUCAUUAGAUCAGUUAGUGUCAUUAAAAGCACCGGUGUCCUGAUGUUUAUUAUAAGGGAAGUUGUGGGUUGGCAAUGUUUAUGUCAUGUGUCAGAGUUAUCCCAGAGUGAGACAGCCUUAUGAGAUCAUAUCAUGAGAGGAACAUACCGUCUGUUCAAUUUGAAAUGUCACUGCUUGGUGAAUUUCCCUGAAAGAUUAUAAAUGUAAUGCAGCUUCCUGCUCUGUGCUUUGUUGCUGGGGAUUUUCUUCUUGCUUUGCUAAACUUUCCAUGCUAGUUUUAGAUUUAAGACUGCUACUUGAAAAUUAAAUCUUUGCCUUGUUUCCUUAUAAACAGAAGACCAGCUGUGGUUUAAAGCUGUGAUAUCCACCCAGAGACAUCUGUCUUAAAGGUUCAUGAAACUCCAAAGAUACAAUCUGAGGGAUAAUAAAGAGUUUCUUACAACCAAGAGAAACCAAGCUGGUUUAUGUACCGAACUGUUGACAGGUUGUCAAUAUGAGAGAAAAAACAGAUAUUGCAAUAUUGCUUUUUCCUGUGCAGUAAACUGGAUAAUGUAAUAAGAGUUUGGAUGGAUGAGUCUUUCCUUCCCUCACUGGAGUUGUGUGCCUCUCAGUCAGCCUGUCUUGUCAUCAGGCCAGUGUCCUCCUCACAGUAUCAUGUUUCACUCUCCUGUUUCCUGUAGCUGCGCUCCAUCCAAGACCUCCAGACGGUCCAGAUCAUCAAGAUUCUGCGGUACGAGAAGAAGGUAGCUGUGAUGUUCUUCCUGAUGAUCUCCUGCUUCUUGAUGUGCUGGACGCCCUACGCUAUCGUCUCUAUGGUGGAGGCCUUCGGCAGUAAGAGCAUGGUCUCCCCCACUCUGGCCAUCAUCCCCUCUUUCUUUGCCAAGUCCAGCACGGCCUACAACCCACUCAUCUAUGUGUUCAUGAGCAGGAAGGUUUGUAGCUCUGCUUUUUACUUUGAAGUUUAAGAGGACUUUUUGUUGACUGUGAGUGCUGCAUAAGUUAAAGCUGAGCUGAAGUUUUUACUGCCGUCUGAAAUACAAUGCUCUUCUCUGGGGAGUCGUGAUCGCCCUCUUCCUGGGUGUUGGGUCGAUUUUUUCCCCUCCAGUGACCAAAGCUGAACUCUCUGUGAACAAAUAGGGCAAAUCAAUCGGCUCUCAAUCAGGGGCUAUGGUUUCAUGCUGCUGCAGUUUGAGCAGAAAAGGAGCUUUUGUAUUUGUCAAAAAGACAGCAUUUCUGUGAGCAUUUAGGGAGCAUUUUCACACUGAAUAAGGACAAUCUUGCAAAAAUGUGGGAUAUUACCUGAUUCAAUUUAAGAUGGAAAUUUGCAUCUUAAGAUUUACUUUAUUUUUCAGCACCUUAAUAUGUGCAGCAAGCAUGGACUGUGUGUAGGAGUGAGAUGGUCGUUGGUCUCAGUGUGCUGGCACACUCCAAGGCUGCUACCUUUUUGAGUGUGAGAUGGUAAAAUGAUUAAAGACGGGGUGUUAUUUCACCUCUUUAUCUCUUCUCCUGCACAGUUUCGACGCUGUUUGCUGCAGUUGCUCUGCUCACGACUCUCCUGGCUUCAGCGCAGCCUUAAAGAGCGCCCCCUCGCUCCGGUCGAGCGCCCCAUCCGACCCAUUGUGGUGUCAAGGCCGUACGGCAGCAAGGACCGACCCAAGAAGAGGGUGACCUUCAGCUCCUCUUCCAUCGUCUUUAUCAUCACCAGCAAUGACUUCCAUCAACUGGAUGUGACCUCAAAGGCUGCUGAAUCAAGCGAGGUUAAUGUCAUCCAAGUGAGGCCAUUAUGAUCCACAAAGACUGGACUUCUCUCCCUGCCACAACCCCCCCUACUCUGUUUGCCUUAGGACCUCACACGCAACUCCAAGCCAAAACGACCCUGUGUGACCUUCCCGGAUACUGUUUGCAUCUACACAGACUUGUUCUCGUGUGUUCAGACGAAAAGCGAAGUGAGUUUUUAAAGCAGGAAUUGACAUUAAAGUCAACAGUGAUGCUGUUUGCUUCAGUUGUAUUUUUGGGCUCCAUUUCAGAAAUUAAAAUGUUGUGUUGCAAGGUCAUAUUAUAAGAGCGACUGUUAGGAAGCUUUUUGCAUUUUAUAUUUUGCUAACAGACCUAACAAAACCAGAAUCUUUAUAAAUUGCCAUGAUAUUUUUGAUUUAGUAUCUACUUGUUUACUGUGUUUUAACAACAGCAGCACCUGGGAAGAUUCAUGGACAGUAUAUAAGAUGGACAGCAUGUUUCUUUCUCCUCCUACUGUACAAAAUUAAAGCCAAAAUACCCCCUGGAAACAUAUUGCACUAGUGACAUCCCACCACGAUGAAAGCACAUGUUUAACCUAUCAGUAACAUGUCAGAUUCUGUACAUCGGUAAGUCUACGUCUCUACAGAUUCAUGUGUUGGUUUGAAGCCAACAUUUAGAGACAUACAGAGAGUUUGUUGACUUACACUAAGAAAGGCUGGCUUGACUUUCAUUCUGCCAUCAAUGGUUAUUAAGAAGACCACUUUGACCCUCAGGUGCAAUGAAUCUGGCAUGCAUCUUAUAUCCAUCUCAUACUGAAAAUCUGGAGAAUUGAAGGCAGGCUUGUUUCUCUUUUAUUGAGCUGCAUAAUUCUCUGAGAAAAAUAUGACAGUAGAGGGCUGUAGCGGCUUUGGGCCAGCCUGGUUUUGUCACAAUGAUGAAAAAUGGAGUAUAGCAACAUUUCUGAAAUACUUUUGAAACUGAAAGCCUCUUUUUUUGUUUGUUUUUUUGCCCCCUCCCUAAAUCUGUGUCAUUUGCAAAACUCUGUAUUUGAGUAUACGCUGAACUUCAGAUUAAAAGAAGUUGUCAGUAAACGUAGAUGCAGCAGGUCUGCUAUUCUGGUUAUCGCACAAUAUCAAGAUAUUGGUAAUAUUUUUUGUUGUCAAGCUCCCUCUCCAUCCAUUGCUCUGCUCAGCCUUCAGCUCGGUAUUUUGACUUGUGUAUGCAGAUUAAGCCCCCAUCUUCAAUGCAAAGUCUGCUUAGGUCACUGUUUUUCCCCUUUAGUUGGUGUAUUCCAGUUUGUACCAACAGAGUUGUCAGUCAUGAUGCUAUAUCUUAUUUUUUUUAUCAUUGUCAUUGACCAAAAUACAGGUCAAAUAAAAUUGCCUUAAAGAAACGGUGUAUUUGAUCUGUAUUUUGAUUUUCAAGUUUGAUCUUUAUUCAACCUGUUAACAUGGAGGAGGCAGACUUUCUUACCUUUACUGCAUCCAGUCACCAGGGGGAGCCCCAGAUGUCUUGGCUUCACUUUUUGGGGAGCUGUCAUACUGUUCAUCUCUUUAUACAGUCUAUGAUUAUGAUUUCAUUUGAAGGUCAAACAUUUCUGGAUAUGAAAAUAAGAAGUGGGUUGUGAUUUAUCAGCACAAAUAAGAGAGUUUUACUCUUUAUAAUAAGAGAGUUUUUCACUUUAGAGAGUGAAAUUUAACAAUGCUUUGGUCUGAACACAGUGAAAAAAAAAACUGUAAAUAAUCAACCGUCAGCCCGAGAUCUUAGCUGAACCUUUGUUCCUGAGAGUGUUUUGUGUAAGCAGGUAGUCUGACAGUGUGUCAUACUCAUCUUACAUCAGCUGUGGUGAUAGAAGUGCAUAAUGGUGUAGUAACAGUUAGUCAUGUGUUUCCUUUAGAAGAAGAGUCACAUUUAUCUGUUCAAUAUGCCACACAGUACAUCUGCAGAGCAGUGUCUUUAGGGGCCAGCUGUGAUAUGGACCAAUAUGUGAUACUAGAGGAUUUUGGUUGGUACCCAACUGUAAAAUAAGCCUUAGCUCCUUAGCCAUACACCAUUCUGCACAAACUGACCUGAUUGUGUAUGGAUUCAAUAAAGAGAUGCUAUUUUGA
Xyrichtys novacula (pearly razorfish) is the source of this 17731-nucleotide messenger RNA. NCBI's taxonomy places the organism in Eukaryota, Metazoa, Chordata, Actinopteri, Labriformes, Labridae. The record is from the annotation of a GenBank genome assembly.